Molecule: messenger RNA, 6877 nt
Organism: Xyrichtys novacula (pearly razorfish)
Lineage: Eukaryota; Metazoa; Chordata; Actinopteri; Labriformes; Labridae
Source: the annotation of a GenBank genome assembly
AGGAGGAGGAAGAGGAGGAGGAGGAGGAGAGCAGCAGCGGUCACAACCGGCCUGAAGGGAGAGACGGAGAAAGAAGAAGGAGAAGGAGAAGAAGAAGAGGAGCAGCACCGGACCGGAGAGAGAGUAAGAGAGAGAGAGAGUGGGAGAGAGUGGGAGACUGACAGGCGUUUCUGAAAACUCAACGAACCAAGGCGUCGAGAUGAGCGGCCAGUUUGAGGAAGAUAUCCACGACCGGGCCGAGAGGAAGAGCAGUAAAUCCCCGACGCUGCUCUCUUCUUACUGCAUAGACAGCAUACUUGGACGCCGGAGCCCCUGCAAGGUCCGGCUGAUAGGGGCGCAAAGUUUGACGGGUCUGCCCGGCAGAGGGGAGGCGGACAAGACGGCUGACAGUAAGUUUCCUAUGAAGGGAGAAUAAACACCAGGUGUGAUUUUGUGCUUGUGGAAGGAAAAAUAUCUCAAAUUUAGUCACUGUGAAAGUCUUGUAGCCAACAAAAUGAUGUGGUUACUCCACUUAAAGCUGGCCCAGUCUAUGUUUUACAAAGUUAACAGGUAGACUAGUGUAUAUAAAGCCUAAAAACAUGUUUUAUUGUAUUGAACUUUGUGAUUCUUUAUUUUUAUUUUGACAUUUUUGCCAUCCUUCCUCCACAGGGCCACUCAAAGACCCCCUCUCCCUCAGCGCCGACAUGCACCUGCCACCAAAGCUCCGCCGGCUUUAUGGACCCGGCGGUAAAUACCUCCACGAACACGCAGAGACUCUGGACAGGGAGCGGCUCCUCCUGGAACAAGCCAGCGAGAGCCUGAAAAUCAGCCAGGCGCCACAGGUGAGCAUCAGCCGCAGCAAGUCCUACCGGGAGAACGCGUCACUGAGCCGGGGAGAGGGCGACCAGAGCCCCGGGGAGGGCUCGGAAGACGGCAGCCUGGGGCUGAUGGAGCUCGGCCCGCUCAAGUUCGAGGAGGACGCGGGGAAAGAGGAAGGGUGCGGGGACACGGCCGCUCUGUCCCCGAAGGACGAGGAGAGGGAGAGCUUGAACGCCGGGGAUGGGGACGUGAGGGACGGGGAGGACAGCGUGUGUCUGUCGGCGGGCAGUGACUCAGAGGAGGGUAUGCUGAAACGGAAGCAGAGAAGAUACAGGACUACAUUCACCAGUUACCAACUGGAGGAGCUGGAGAGAGCUUUCCAGAAAACACACUACCCCGACGUCUUUACCAGGUAUGAACGCAAAUACAAAUAUUAGAUUUCUGCAGUAAAUUAUUUUUAUUUCAUGUAUUUUUUAUCUUGCAUGAGGCCCACAUUAUACUUACCUUUAAUUAUAAUUAAUCUAUUUAAUUUGGUUACUUACCCUUUAAUUAGAAUAAUUCUACAAAUUUAAUUUUAUAUGCAAAAAUAAAAACAGGACUCUUAGCUGAUCAAACUACUUUUUUAUAGCAUGACACUUGUCUUAUAAUAAUAUUUUUUGCAUUUUUAUCAGAUACUGUAAAGAAAAUUCACCAAUACAACCUGCUGUCUGCUUAAAGGAUAUUUAUUAUUGAUAAUUGGUUACAAUCUUUUAAAAAUUUCCCAGAAACACUUUUAAGUAAUUCCACACUUUUUUCCACACCUCAUAAAAUUCCCCAACACGAACGCAAAGCCGUGUCCUGCAUUAGUCAACACAAUAGGGUCUGAAAGUGCAAACAAUGGAGACGUUUUGUUACCUGUAUCCGCUGCACUUGAUCCACAAGAGCGCGGAGGGGGAAAAAUUAACCGCAAGCUAGAUCAGGUUACAUGUUGGACACAAAGAGAAAACAACCUUUUCCAGGCCUGACCUCAACCCCAAGGGCAGGUGUAAAAUACGUGAAAAGAAAAGAAAAAUAUUGAGUUUGGAAUACUUCAAUUUAGAUGUUUUCUUUCAUUUUACGCACGAGGGUUUGGAGUUAUUUUUUUUAUCACAAAUGUGUCUCUGGAUUUUUUCAGCACCAUUAAGAUUAUUCAUAUUUUCCAAUCGAUUUACCUUAAAGCGACUUGUAGGUCUAAUUUCCACUGCAGGCCCAUCUUGCAGUUGAAAGCAGCUUCAAUUGCUUUGUGGCAGGCUAGUUUAGAUGUCAUUAUUUCCCCCAUUAUGUUGUUACAGUGACAGGCCUGUGCUAAGAAAAAAAAAUAUCUAACAAUCACUAGGGCCUAUUUCUACCCAUCUGUGACAGGGAAAAUAGAAUAUGGCUAUAUGGCGUCUUUCUGCAGCACAUGAAAAAAAAUCAAGCCAUUUUUGUCGUCUUUUGUUGACAGAGAACAACAGGAGGGGGCAAAACAACAAUUCUGCCUCGCUUCCAAACGGUGGCCCUGUAACCUGAAAUCUUUUCUUAUUCGCUUUUAUUUCUUAUUCUUUUCAGAGAAGAGCUCGCGAUGCGGCUGGAUCUUACCGAGGCUCGAGUCCAAGUAAGUGCCUCUCUGUUUAUCUAAGAGGGAGGGGGGGGGGGGGAAGGAGCUUGUAAAUCAAAUUUUUGGAAGAAAAGCAAGCAUCUUUUAAUGUUUUAUGUGGUCUAUAAAAAGUCCCUGCUGGAUAAUAACCGGUGAUGCGCGUCACUGAUUGAGGAUCAACGAUUACGGGCCAAUCCGAGGCAGUAAUUUAUUACAGUCAAAUGUGUUAAAUGGCCUCGUGUGCCGCGCGGGGAAGGUCUUUCCUGUUAUUGAAUGUUAUUACGCGCGGACGGGGGACGUUUUAGUGGCAAUUAAGGCGAGGCUGGCGAUUCAUAAAAAGCUCACUUAGUGCCGGAGCAAACACUGUGUAUGUUCCUGGUGAUGAGAUGGUGUUUGAAUUCCCAUCAGAGAGAGUGGGAGAGAGAGAGAGAGAGAGAGAGAGAGAGAGAGAGAGAGGGUGGGGGUGAGGAAGAGGUGUGUGUGCGUAAAAACAUGUGAGGGAUGAAGGGAGGGGAGAGCUAGAAAGAAAGAGGGGAGGGAUAAUGCUAUUUGAUUUCCCAUUAUGUGAUUGCAAUAGACCUGCAUUGAUCCGAUGCUUUGCACUUGGGAGCGAAUGAGAGACCAUUAAAGGUGUUUGCCCCCCCUCUUCUCCUCCCCUCUCCCUCUUCUUUCUCUGCUCUGAAAGCGUGUCUUGCAUGUCGAAAACCCGGCCUCAUAACCAGAGAGACAGUUCAAACACGGUGGAAAGCUCCGCGAGGGUUAUGGCCCACGGUAAAACAACAGAUGUCCCCUUAAGGGGGCCGUAGGUGAACAAAUCACUUAACGGGCGCCAUCAGGGAGGUGAUAAAAACUCAUAAAUUCCCGAGGGGCUGUGUAAUGCUAAACAGCCCUCUGGGAAUAAUGUGUGUGUCGCUCAAGCUCUCCCUGUUCAAUCACUUUCCUCAUGUUGACAUUUUGCUCAUUGUGCGUCUGCAGAGCAAACUGGGCAGCAGAGGAUGCGUGGGAAAGUUAAAUACUCUCCCGGAUUGAAGUCACUUGUUCUACAUCUCUUAAGAAUUUAAUUUAAAGCGCAUUAAUUGUUAUUGGAGCCAGUUCAGCGGUAAUUUUCUACAUCUUUUGUUAACACUGCUCUUAAUUAUCUCAACCCUGAAGCCCGUCCACGGGGACACGCAGGGUGGAGGUGGAGGAGUAGGGGGUGGAGGGGUGUUAAUUAGGCAGAAAGUAGUUUUAAAGGACCGCGAGCGGCAGGGUUUACCUCUCGUGUAAUUACCGCUGACUUUCCGCCUGUUGGCCACCACCUGAAGCAGACAACUCUCAGACUGCUCUGACACAACAUUCCCAAAGUCUACUUACAUUCAUCACAAUGAAACACACUGCAGUCCUAGAAGGGAAAGACUUUUAUGUAUUUUCACAAAGUUGUCAUAAACUGAGCAUCUCCUGACCAAGAGGAGGUGAAACAUCAGAUCAUAUCUCAUCACUUUCAUUCUCUUUCAGGUUUGGUUUCAGAACCGCAGAGCCAAGUGGAGAAAGCGAGAGAAGGCCGGGGUGCAGGCCCACCCAUCGGGCCUCCCUUUCCCUGGCCCCCUGGCUGCGGGCCACCCUCUCAGCCACUACCUGGAGGGAGGGCCCUUCCCUCAUCACCCCCACCCUGCUCUUGAGUCAGCCUGGACCGCCGCCGCAGCUGCAGCAGCUGCCUUUCCAGGUCUGGCCCCUCCACCACACAACGGCACAGCUCCACCUCUGGCCACACCACUAGGCCUGGGCACCUUUCUGGGUACAGCGGCCAUGUUUCGCCACCCUGCCUUCAUCGGACCCACCUUUGGCAGGUGAAAUUCCCCCAUACACUGAAUCCCAUUCUUGUGUUUUCUUUACACACAUUCCACCUAACACCUGCAAUUUCUACACCUGCAUGAAUUUAUCCCUCUAUUUUACACUAAAUUACUACAAUUUACCUUUGAGCACAUGGAUGGAAAAAUGCCCAGCAGCAGCAAAGCUCAUACUUCACUACAAACACAUCAUGCAACUCUAAUAACUUUAUGGCAACAACUGUUCAUCUCAGCGCCGGAUUAUUAAUAUGACUCUGCAUUCACUGUGGUGUGUUAUCACUCUGUCAAAUAUCUUAACACAUUAGGGGAAUGUGUGACUCCGCAAGACAAGCUGUGAGGAGUGGCACUGCCCGCUCCAUAUGCCACAACCAGCCUCCAUACGCUUUAUCAUGUGACAUUAACCUCCUUAGCAUGCAAGUAAUGGCCUCAAACAUAACUGAGACAUUAUAGAGAUUGACAAUCGUUUUCCUUUGUGAACAGGCAAUAACAGAGUGAUUGCUGCCAAUGUGAAAAAAAAGAAAAAUUUCUAAAUUAAAAAGGAACUUUGUCUGUUUUUUUAGAGACAAAUGUCGCUCAUUUUUAAAUCUCUUUCUCCUUUCAGGCUCUUCUCGAGUAUGGGGCCCCUGACUAGUGCUUCCACCGCCGCAGCUCUUCUCCGUCAACCCGCCCCUCCUGUAGAGAACCCCUCCCAUGCAGGACCCGUCCUCCCCGACCCUUCGACAUCACCCUCCUCCUCUUCCUCAGCAGACCGCAGGGCCUCCAGCAUCGCCGCACUGCGCCUCAAGGCCAAGGAACACUCGGCUCAGCUCACCCAGUUGAACAUCCUGCCCGCCGGCGCCGCAGGGAAGGAGGUGUGCUGAACACUCAACACCAGCUGUAGGCCUCCCAGUCCCCCCCCCACCCCCCAACCGGACCGCGUCCCAUUCCAUGACACCCCUUCCCUUCCACUCGCUCCUCCUUCCAAAAACCCACUCAUACCUCUGGAGGCUGAUGUCCCUUUUCCCCCUUGUCCAACUGUCCCUCUUACCUCAUGUUUCCCCAACAAAAUAGCACGACCAAAUUCAUGAGAGCACUGGCUAAAAAAAAAAAAAACACAUGUGUGUGUGUUAGUGUGUGUUUGUGUGUCUGAGAGCUUAAGCCCUUGUUAGACUAUCAUACACUUCAUCAUACACUUUACUUUUCUGGAUUAUAAACCGAUAAUUGACAUAUUUUUUGAUUUAUUUAUCUCAAACUCAACAUAUUCAACAAUCAGAUUGGAAUUACUUAUUUAUUUUAUAUAUGCUUUUGCAAUAAUCACAUUAAAUGUUCAUACUGACUUGACAUACGACCUUCUAAACAAGUAAUAUGCUCAGUCCAGACGCGGGAAAUGAAACAGUCAAUUUCUCAAGAAUAAAUAGGAUUCUUACACUAAAAUAACACUAUUUAAUGUUAUUUGUUCAUCUACUUCACCACUCUUGAUUUAUCAGAUUAGGCUAUUUUCCUACUCAUGAUUCCAACCCAAGUUUACAUGCACAUUCAUGCAUUAGCUCAUCUAAUACAGGAUUAUCGUGUUGUUGUUUUUGUUGUUUGGGUCAAGGACAUUUUUCUUUAUUUUAAGGUAAUAACAUAAUUUACAAUGAGACUGAAUUUAAAACUAGGACUUUGACUUGCAAUGGUAUGUUUCAGCACCUUUUAUUUUAGCAAGGGCUCUAUAGUUCAACACACAAAAUCACACACACACACACACACACACAAAAGCAGAAGAACUGCAGGGGAACCCAGACUCUUGGAAAGGAUUCUUCUGCUACUUCAAAAUAUGGACAACUCGAGUGCUCGACAUUAACUCUGUUUAAUCUGUAUGCAUUAGUGUGGGCUGAGCCGGUCUACUUCUGUAAUAAAGGCGCGUUGGAGGAGGUCCCCGCAACAAUCCCCCCGCCCCCCCUCCCGAGAACCAAAGGAAAAACUGUCCACAGACCUUCCAUAGCCUUUUCCACAAGCUGGACUCCUCUGUAUGCUCGCUACGUCCACCAGCCACACCCAGCAAUGCCACUGUUUGCUCUGUGUGUUUUUAAUCUGUGAAUCAAACUAGAGUUUUGGAAUAAGACUUCUGUACAUUUGCUGCAAUCUGAGACCCACCCUCUGACUUUUUUUUAAUGUUUUUAUUUAACAACAGUGGCAUUACAGCUGAGUCUGACUCCUGAGACGUGCGAGCAGAGAAGGGAUCUGAGCUGUGUCUCUCUUAUGACCUGACUGUGUGAAAGAAAUUUGUACAUAUGAUGUAUAAAGUAAAAAAAAAAAGAAAAAAAAAUACAAGAAAAAGGAUGAUUUUGAAAAUAAGUUCGUGUAUAUUUCAGGAGAUCAUUUGCACUCAGUGUAGUGUUUAAUGAAUGUCGCCCUGUGUAGACUUUCACCUGUGUUUAUGAAUUAUUAGCUUUUUAGAUGAUAAUUUAUGUCAAAAUUUCCCCCCUGGAGGAACUGAGUGAAGAAGUUUUUUUUUCUUAUUAAGUGUUUGUAAGUUUCCUGGUUUAAUAAUGCUAAUUUGAAUAAAUUACACUGGUUAAAUGAGUUAUUUUUUUUAUUAUUUGAAAUUCCUUUAGGACUGACAUAGGCCUAAACCAGGAAAUAAAAUAAUGUGGAAUAGAGUAUUAUUGAAAUAUUAAUAAAAAGUGUUAUGAGGAAA